AGUACACACAUCACUAAGCUCCAAGCUACGGGCUGAGCUCUGAGCUCCGACUUGAGACUUGAGACAGGAGGCAAGUGCCCACCAGUCCCAGACCCAGGACACAGACUCCUAAGCCUGUAGGCACCCAGAGGUUCUGGCCUGCCCAUCAGCAGCCAGAGCCUUGGGGACUCUGGUGGAGCUGAGAAGGAGUGCUUAUCCAACUCAGCACUGCCUCUAGCCUUCAGGUCCCUGAAGACUCCAGUUCGGAGAGGAGAAUUGCACCUACUGCUUUCAGGCACCAUAAAUCAAAAAACGUUAGGGGACAGAUGUUGCGGUGAGAAACCCGUGAUGAAGAUGUCCUUGUCCCCGGGAAGCAGGAGGUAGAGAAGUUCCCUGCAGGCUGUGGGCGAAUCCCACUGCCUGGUUCCCACCAUGAAGGAUCUUCCAGCAUUCCCUUGCAGCUGGGUCUGGCUACUCUGGUCCUUUUGCAGCGUCCAGGUGUGUAGCACUCAGCCCAGAGCCCAGGAACAUCCAGGCUUUGCGGUCUUGGCUUCUGCUUCUCAUUACUGGCCAUUGGAAAAUGUGGAUGGGAUCCUUGAGCUUCAGGACACAACUGGAGCGCUGCGAACCCUCAACCUCACUGUGCCUCUCUCCCACAAUGCUACUUUUGUCUUUACCAAUGACUCUGCCUACUCCAACUUGUCUGCGACUGUAGAUAUCAUGGAAGGGAAGGUGAACAAAGGCAUUUACCUCAAGGAGGAGAAGGGCGUGACGUUUCUCUACUAUGGCACCUACAAGUCAUCCUGUAUUAGCAACCCGGCCCAGUGUGGACCAGAGGGAGUGACAUUUUCAUUCUUCUGGAAGACUCAAGGAGACCAGACCCGACCAGCCCCGUACGCAUACGGGGGACAGGUCGUCUCUGACGGGUUCAAAGUCUGCUCUAGUGGUGGAAAGGGCUCUGUGGAGCUGUACACACGUGAUAAUUCCAUGACGUGGAAGGCCACCUUCAACCCUCCCGGUCCUUACUGGACUCACGUCCUGUUCACGUGGAAAUCCAAGGAGGGCCUGAAGGUCUACGUCAAUGGGACUCUGAGCACCUCGGACCCCAGCGGGAAAGUGUCACACACCUACGGGGAUCCCCACGUCAACCUGGUCAUAGGGUCAGAGCAGGACCAGACCAAGCGUUACGAAAACGGAGCUUUUGAUGAAUUCAUCAUCUGGGAACGGGCACUGACUCCUGACGAGAUCAAGAUGUACUUUACCGCUGCCAUUGGUAAACAUGCUCUGUUGUCUUCAACACCACCAGCGAUGCCCACCGCACACACCGUGAUACCCACAGAUGCCUACCACCCUAUCAUCACCAACCUGACCGAGGAGAGAAAACGCUUCCAGAGACCGGGAACUGUGCUGAGAUACCUUCAAAAUGUGUCCCUCCGCUUGCCCAAUAAAUCCCUCUCAGAGGAAACGGCGCUGAACCUCACAGAGACCUUCUUAAGAACGGUGGGUGAGGUCCUCCUACUGCCCAGCUGGACCCAUGAAUCAGAGGACAACGCCAUGACGCUGGGCCUGGUUGACACCAUCGAUACCGUCAUGGGCCACAUAUCAUCCAACCUACAGUCCAGAGAACCCCAUGUCACCCUCACAGGCUCGUCCUCCACGGCAGAAUUCACUGUGGCCAAGGUCCUCCCACCAGCGCUCAGUGCUCCCCACUAUAGAUUCCCAGCCCAUGGGCAUAGCUACAUUGAAAUUCCGAGAGAGGCCCUUCACAGCCAAGCCUGGACCACGAUUGUCGGCCUUCUCUACCACACCAUGCACUAUUAUCUGAAAAACAUCCACCCAACCAGCACAGAGAUCCCCGAGGCUGUGAACUGCAGAGACUGCCUGCUGUCUGUCGCCAGCCACCUGAUCUCCCUGGAGGUGUCCCCACCACCCACUCUGUCCCAGAACCUAUCCGGCUCUCCUCUGAUCACUGUGCAUCUCAGACACAAACUGACUCAAAAGCAGUACAGCGAUGCCACCAAUGAGAGCAACCGUCUCUUCCUGUAUUGCGCCUUCCUUAACUUCAGCUCCGGGGAAGGCGUCUGGUCCAGCCAGGGCUGUGCACUCACAGAAGGAAAUCUCACUUAUUCAGUGUGCCACUGCACACACCUCACCAACUUCGCCAUCCUCAUGCAAGUGGUCCCACUGAAGCUCACACAUGGACACCAGGUGGCGCUGUCGUCCAUCAGUUACGUUGGCUGCUCUCUGUCAGUUCUCUGCCUGGCUGCCACCCUGGUCACCUUCGCAGUACUGUCUUCUGUCAGCACCAUUCGGAACCAGCGUUACCACAUCCACGCCAACCUGUCCUUCGCUGUCCUGGUAGCCCAGGUCUUGCUGCUGAUCAGCUUCAGCAUGGAGCCUGGCACGGUCCCGUGCCAGGUGCUGGCUGUCCUCCUACAUUACUUCUUCCUGACCGCCUUUGCUUGGAUGCUGGUGGAGGGACUACAUCUCUACAGCAUGGUGAUAAAGGUCUUCGGCUCAGAGGACAGCAAGCACCUCUACUACUAUGGGAUAGGCUGGGGGUGCCCUCUCCUCAUCUGCAUCAUCUCCAUAUCAUCCUCUAUGGACAGCUAUGGGACAAGUGACAGCUGCUGGCUGGCUCUGGGGAGUGGCGCUAUUUGGGCCUUUGUGGGCCCGGCUCUGUUGGUCAUUGUGGUCAACAUUGUUAUCCUGGUUGCUGUGACGAGGGUCAUCUCCCACAUCAGCACUGAUAGCUACAAGAUACAUGGGGACCCCAGUGCCUUCAAGUUGACAGCCAAGGCUGUGGCUGUGCUGCUACCCAUUCUGGGGACCUCAUGGGUAUUUGGGGUGCUUGCCGUCAGUGACCGGGCCCUGGUCUUCCAAUACAUGUUUGCUAUACUCAACUCUUUACAGGGCCUCUUCAUCUUUCUCUUUCACUGUCUCCUGAACUCAGAGGUAAGGGCUGCCUUCAAGCACAAGACCAAGGUCUGGUCCCUCACGAGCAGCUCUGCCCGGACCGCGAACACGAAGCCUUUCAGUUCAGACACCGUCAAUGGGACCCGUCCAGGCACGGCAUCUACAAAGCUAAGCCCUUGGGAUAAGAGCAGCCAUUCUGCCCACCGUGUCGACCUAUCCGCUGUGUGAGCAGGGUGACCUCUGUUCAAAAGAAGUGCCUUCCCUGAAGCAGAGAAAAAAAUGUAUACCCUGCCUACAUCCUGGGUCCCUCUUCUUCUUGAUACCUUGGCCUGGGAUAAUGGCCCCUACCUAUGACUGUGCAGAACGUCCUGCCUGGCACUGCAAGUGGACUCAGGGUGGUGAGGGCAGCAGUGAUGUAGCCCUCCUUCCCUGGUGUGGUGGGCACUUCUGUCCUCUGUGGACACCAGAGUGCAGAGUAGCCCAUGGUGACCACUAAGACCGGACCUCCCUUGUUAUCGUAUGCACAGAGCAACAUCCCAGCAAGCCUGCAUUAAAUGACAUGUAAAGAUGGGGCUAGAGGACAUAGCCUCAGCCUUGAAGGAGACUCACAGUCCUGAGGGCUACUCAAUGUCUUAUGGUUCUCCAGAGGGUCCACAGAGGUGGUAGCCGAGCCAUGUAGGGGAAUGAAGCCAGCACCAAUUGGAAUGUACAUCUUCACGUAAGGGGACACUAAUUGAGCCACCACCCACCCUAGCUGUACAGCCAGUUCUGGACUCUCCGCCUUUGCCCGUUUGGAGUCGCCCACUAUCCCUUGUAUGGAUCUUUGUGAAGACAGUCUAAAGGAGCCACUUCAUGGGACCCGAUGCUGUCUAUUCUCUGCAAGUUGUUCCUUGAUGGACCUAAAGUCAGCCUUAGAAUAUUCUUUUCAAACACGAGCCUCUCUACUGUCCAUGACCUCCUUGGGGGCUGAGCUUCCCUGCUGGGUGUCCCCCUGUACCUGUAUGUCCUGGCUUUCUGGGAGUGUUGCUACCCCUAGGGUCUGUGUUCUCAUUAUUUAGACGUGCCUCCUCCGUAAGAGCCAACAGGCAUCAGACAGCUUAGACAUUGGAUGUCCCUCAUGUGACAGACCAGACCAGCCACAUUGCAGAGGCUGAUUUCCUCCCAGUAAGGGGUGGGGGGCACACCAAGUCUCUGCUGCUGGCCAGGGUGACCACUGUAAGCUUUGGGUUUGGUGUGAGUGGACAGAAAUAGACUCAGCCCUGGGAAGUACAGUCAUUGUGACAACAAGGUCCACAUGGAGAUGGAGAUCCCCGAGGACUAAGGAGCAGGCUGUGAAGGGCCAACCAGUGUGACAAGGAGCUUAAGUGUCUGUGACAUGCACAGCCUAGAUGGCCAGUCUGGCCCCAAUACUGGAAAACUCUCACUUCCCAUGAGAUCCCUAACAGCCCUGAGCCCCUUCUUAUUCCCAUGCCUUACUUGGCUUUAGGAUAUGUUUCCGCUCAGAUCUUUUCAGCUUAAAUGUUCUCUGUUCUUUUCUCCACUGUAAUGAAGUAGAGCCAAGGCCUGGCAUAGCCAGGCAAGCACUCCACACUGAGCCACACCCCAGCCCCUAAGUGACAAUUUCCUACAGGCGUCCAGAAGCCACAAGGCUAUAAGGCCAGACUUUGCUCUGGCUAAGCCAGGACUGAAAUCUAUUAGCCAAAUGGGACCCUCUGACCUACCCUCCUGCAGCCCCUUUGGCCAGUGCAGGCUGAGGCCAUGCUGAGACUCUGUAUCUGGUGACAAGUCCUGUUCUAAAGAAUGUGGGUGGUCUCUGCUCAGCAUCUCAUCCUUCCUCAAACCAAACACCGGUGACCCAGGGUCCCACCUGCCCUGCUGAGCUCCUAGUAGUGAGAACACUGUAUCCCUCCCAUGCACGCUGGACUCCCACUAAAGCAAGGCAGACCAGGCCAGUCCUUUAUUCCCAGUGGGAUUCUCAGUUUCUGGCUUUUUUUUUUAAUACUCGCUCUUAUGUAGCUGAUAUAUCAAGGGAAGUCAAGAGCAAAACCUGUCUCGGCUUCCCAUCUCCAGUGAGUGAAAGCGUGUGCUUUAUUUAUAGGCUCCCGACUCUGGCUUCUGCAGUCAUUUGUUAUCUGUGUAUAAUUUGGCCCUACAUAAAUUAGGAAGAAUGGUGUGUGUGCGUCGUUUGUGGCAGAGGGACGAUGAUGAGUCGCUGCUAUAGUGAAGACAUGUUGUGAUUUUGAUGAAAUAAACUCUUAAUGUCCUUAA
Messenger RNA from Mus musculus (house mouse), 5163 nucleotides. It is a transcript of the gene Adgrd1, whose product is annotated as adhesion G protein-coupled receptor D1. The record is from RefSeq and is marked validated. Bases 412 to 3123 code for a protein of 903 amino acids. Gene Ontology annotation, biological process: cell surface receptor signaling pathway; G protein-coupled receptor signaling pathway; regulation of skeletal muscle contraction. Gene Ontology annotation, cellular component: plasma membrane; membrane. Gene Ontology annotation, molecular function: transmembrane signaling receptor activity; G protein-coupled receptor activity. The transcript is spliced from 26 exons. NCBI's taxonomy places the organism in Eukaryota, Metazoa, Chordata, Mammalia, Rodentia, Muridae.